Messenger RNA from Candoia aspera, 4068 nucleotides. RefSeq names its product euchromatic histone lysine methyltransferase 2 (gene EHMT2). Gene Ontology annotation, biological process: negative regulation of transcription by RNA polymerase II; peptidyl-lysine dimethylation. Gene Ontology annotation, molecular function: histone H3K9 methyltransferase activity; zinc ion binding; p53 binding. The record is from RefSeq and is a predicted model, not a curated record. The coding region runs from base 26 to 3880 and encodes 1284 amino acids. Gene Ontology annotation, cellular component: chromatin; nucleus. The transcript has 29 exons. NCBI's taxonomy places the organism in Eukaryota, Metazoa, Chordata, Lepidosauria, Squamata, Candoiidae.
GCUGCUGCCACCGCCGCGCGAGGCCAUGGAUGAUGUCGGAGCGGGAGUUGCUCAGGAUGAGGCCCAUCGGGGAUUAACAGGGGCGUCAGCUCUGGUGGAAGUUGAAGUAGAUGAAAUAGAUCCUGUACCCUCCAGAGAGGACUCGGAGCUCUCUUCCGGGGCCUUGUCUCCCCGGAAGACCAAAAGCACAUUGGGAGGAGUAGGAGACAGCAGAAAUGGGGACGACGGAGUCUGGACGCAAGCGACCGGGAGUGCAAAAGAAGGGGGAUGCGUGUCUCCGGAAUCAGGAGGCAUCUUGGCUGGCUCAAAUACUAGUCCCACCCCAGGGAGCAAAGGCCUACCUGGUCACGCUGCCAAGACUUUCCCAUCGUCCCCCAGCAAAACAGUGGGACCCAGCCGAGCAAAGAUGUCCCUCACCGGGACCAGCAAACCCCCAACUUCUAUCCAGAGUCUGGCUAUGCGUUUGCUAACUAUGCCUGGGUCACGUCUUCCGGGGGAUUCUGGGUCUCCCACAACAGAAGCCCCAAAUCCAGCCCCAGAUUCAGCCCCCGCUCCUGCCCCAGCGGUGGCCUCUGCUCCUGCUCAGCCUUCAGCGCCAGCCACUGAAGAAGUCAAGCCCAAGGUUCACCGAGCUAGGAAAACAAUGUCAAAGCCCAGCACUGUGCAGGUGCCUGAAAAGAGAGUCUCGGAGAUGUUACAUUUCCGUGUCUCAGAUGAUUUGAGAAGCAUUGAAGAACCAGAGGAGCCUGCGAAGCACAGGAAGUACGAUUACAUGGCGGAUGCGUUGCACAAAAGGAUUCCCCUCUCACUUCAGCGGUCAAGUCCCAGAGCAACCACGGAGAUCACAGUGACGGAAGAGAUGACGGCUCCUGCCACAGCCUCACAGGAGGACGGAGGCCAGGAGUGGGAGACUGAAGUGGGGGGCGACUUCAGCCUCUUCUACGACAGCUACUCUGUGGACGGCCACAUCGAUUCAGACAGCAAGUCUGAUGCAGAACACAUGAGUGAAGAAGAGGAGGAAGAGGAGGAGGAGGAAGAAGAGGAGGAGGAAGAAGAAGAGGAAGAGGAGGAGGAGGAGGAAGAGGAGGAGGAAGAAGAUGAAGAUGAUGAGGAAGAGGAAGAGUCAGGAAACCUCUCUGAUAGGAGCACCACCUCCAGCUCCAGACGCAAAGCCCGGAAGCGCUGGCGGCACGACAGUCCCUGGAUCAAGCCGUCCCGAAAACGCAAGCGCAAAGAGCCACUUCCCAAGGAAAACAAAGGUCUGAACGAUGGCCCGUCAGCCACCCAGAGCGAGUAUACGGAGGUGCCUCUUGGCUGCCUGGAACUGCCCAACGAGGGGGCGCUGUCCCCCAACAAUGCUGGAGUGUCUAAUGAGACAAGUUCUCUGGAAACCGAACGUUUUGAGGAACUUCCGCUGUGUUCUUGCCGCAUGGAAGCCCCGACCAUUGAGCGGCUUAGCCAGCAGGCUGGAAAUCAGUGCAUGGCAACCGAGAGUGCUGAUGGGGAGCUAAACGGCUGCAGCAGCAGCAUCUUAAAGCAAGAGACCAUGCGUCCCUCCAGCCGGGUUCCGCUCAUGGUCCUGUGCGAAGCCCAUCGUGCCCGGAUGGUGAAGCAUCAUUGCUGCCCUGGGUGCGGCUACUUCUGCACAGCGGGCACCUUUCUGGAGUGCCACCCUGACUUCCGUGUGGCUCAUCGCUUCCACAAAGCCUGUGUUUCCCAGCUCAACGGCAUGAUCUUCUGUCCACAUUGUGGAGAAGAUGCUUCGGAGGCCCAGGAGAUCACCAUAGCCAAGGCAGAUACCUCCACGCCUGUCCCCAUCCCACCAUCGCAUGGCCAAGGCGCUUCCGAGUCCACCGGCCGUGCUGACACCACCCAGCCCAGCGCUCGGAUGCGUGGGGGCUCAGGUGUUGAACACCCACCAGAUGAUAUGAUGGGCUUCGGAGGCCCCGGCAUUGAUAGCGCAGGACCACGGCUGACUCUUCCUAACGGGGCUGUGCUUUCAGCCCAAGGAUUGCCACCAGGGGUUGGACGGGAGCAACUGGAGCGGGCCCUGGUGGUGCAGGAGUCCGAGCGGCGCAAGAAGCUACGAUUCCAUCCUCGUCAGCUGUAUCUCUCAGUAAAGCAAGGGGAACUCCAGAAAGUGGUCCUGAUGUUGUUAGACAGCUUAGACCCCAAUUUCCAGACUGAACAACAAAGCAGACGUUUCCCACUUCAUGCUGCGGCACAGAAGGGCUACCUGGAAAUCUGCCAUGUUUUGCUGCAGGCUGGAGCCAACAUAAAUACGGUGGACAAGUUGCGUCGAACCCCUUUAAUGGAGGCUGUUGCAAACAACCACGUGGAGCUAGCUCGUUACUUGGUCAAGAGGGGUGGUUGUGUGUACACGAAGUCCUGUGCCUUUAAUAAAUAUACGACAGGCAGAAAUUGCCCAUCUUCAGUUGUUUUGACACAUAAUGGUUCAAUUUCUAUGUGUCUUGCUGCUUUUAAAAGGGAGGAUGACGGAUCCACCUGUCUCCAUCACGCUGCCAAGAAUGGAAAUGUGGAGAUGGUCAGCUUGCUCCUUUCCACGGGGCAGGUGGAUGUCAAUGCCCAGGACAACGGAGGUUGGACCCCCAUUAUUUGGGCCGCUGAGCAUAAGCACAUUGAGGUGAUCCGUAUGUUGCUCACCCGGGGAGCUGACGUCACCUUGACUGACAAUGAAGAGAACAUCUGCUUGCACUGGGCCUCCUUCACAGGAAGUGCGGAGAUUGCCGAAGUCUUACUGAAUGCCCAGUGUGACCUCCAUGCUGUCAAUUUCCACGGAGACACGCCUCUGCACAUAGCUGCCCGGGAGAGCUACCACGACUGUGUCCUCCUGUUCCUGUCAAGGGGAGCCGACACUGAGAUACGGAACAAGGAGGGGGAUUUGCCGGUGGACCUGACCUUGGAGAACUCAGAUGUUUGGUUUGCCCUCCAGCUCAAUCGCAAGAUCCGCCAAGGCAUCCUUAACCGUUCUGUGCGCACGGAACGCAUCAUCAGCAGGGAUGUAGCUCGUGGCUACGAAAAUGUGCCCAUUCCCUGUGUCAACUCUGUGGACGAUGAGCCCUGCCCAGAUGAUUACAAGUACAUCUCGGAAAACUGUGAGACCUCCACCAUGAACAUUGAUCGCAAUAUCACCCACUUGCAGCAUUGCACGUGCCAAGAUGACUGUUCCUCCAGCAAUUGUCUUUGUGGACAGCUCAGCAUCCGCUGCUGGUAUGACAAGGAUGGACGUUUGCUACAAGAAUUCAACAAGAUUGAGCCCCCUUUGAUCUUUGAAUGUAACCAGGCCUGCACCUGUUGGAGGAACUGCAAAAACCGGGUGGUGCAAAGUGGCAUCAAGGUUCGUCUGCAGCUGUACCGAACUGCAAAAAUGGGAUGGGGGGUCCGUGCCCUUCAGACCAUCCCCCAGGGAACCUUCAUAUGCGAGUAUGUAGGAGAGCUGAUUUCCGAUGCAGAAGCUGAUGUAAGAGAAGAUGACUCGUACCUGUUUGAUCUAGACAACAAGGAUGGCGAGGUCUACUGCAUCGACGCCCGUUACUAUGGCAACGUCAGCCGCUUCAUCAACCACCUGUGUGACCCCAAUAUCAUCCCCGUACGAGUGUUUAUGUUGCACCAGGACCUGCGCUUCCCCCGCAUUGCUUUCUUCAGCAGCCGGGACAUUCAGACUGGCGAAGAACUUGGAUUCGACUACGGGGACCGUUUCUGGGACAUCAAAAGCAAAUACUUCACCUGCCAGUGCGGUUCGGAGAAAUGCAAGCAUUCGGCGGAAGCCAUUGCCCUGGAACAGAGCCGCCUGGCCCGCCUGGAGGCCCACCAGGACGUGCUGCCGGACAGCAGCAGCUUCCCCUCCUCCCAGGUUUAAGCUGGGUCCUGCUGCCCAUCCUGCAUGUGAAGUCGCUCCUCCUCCUGGCCCCGGCCCUCCCCCGGCCCCGCCCCUUUCUCCCACCCGCCGUCGACUGUCCUCUUGGCCAGGUCUUUGGAACGCCGAGGCCGCUCUUCUCCAAGUGGAAUUUGCCUUAAGAAACGCCAAGUGGGUGGGAGGAGAGAAGA